Messenger RNA from Sclerotinia borealis F-4128, 1560 nucleotides. NCBI's taxonomy places the organism in Eukaryota, Fungi, Ascomycota, Leotiomycetes, Helotiales, Sclerotiniaceae. The record is from the annotation of a GenBank genome assembly.
AUGUGGUGGCCUUUCAAGGAAAGAUAUUCUGAAUGUCAUCCAAAGGACACCGACUCUAAAACUUAUGACUAUGUUGUAAUAGGAGGUGGCACAGCGGGGUGUGCUUUGGCCUCACGAUUGAGCGAGAAUGCUGAUAUCUCCGUUCUUGUGCUCGAAUACGGUCCUGCAAAUGAUACAUGGUUGUCUCGUAAUCCGGUUAUAUCUUCGGAUCCCACCGUUCCAACUUUUGGUUCUACAAGAUGGCAAUGUGAGACCAUGGAGCAUUGCGACAAUCGUCGAAGCGGGGUCAUUCGAGGUGAAGUUCUCGGGGGUACUUCAAGAAUCAACAGCAUGAUUUAUACAAGAGGAUGUGCUGCAGAUUACGAUGCAUGGGCAGCAUUGGGCCAUCAUGAGUGGAGUUACGACAAAGUAUUGCCUUACUUUGUCAAAAGUGAGACCUCGUUGGACUAUGGCAAGUCAUCUUACCAUGGAAAUAGCGUUUCGCCGACUGCACUAAGGCUAUGGGGUUCAUACUUAUUCCAAACUCAAAUGCAUCGAACGCUUCCGCAGACGGACUGGCAACUUUGUCACUUACUCUCAACCAACAACGAGAGCGAGUAUCCAGCUUUUAGGCAUUUUUGUCACGAAAGAUUGCUUUGGAAAGAAAAAAAUCUGACAAUCUGUACAAACACAACCAUUGCUCGCAUUGGGUUUGAACAAGGUCAUGGGAAACCGUGUACCGACAAGAUAUUCUUCAAGUCUUCUGACCCUGCUCUUGAAAAGGUCUAUGCAGCAAAAGUCAACAAAGAGGUAAUUGUGUGUGCGGGAGCUAUAGGUUCACUCCAAGUCUUGAUGCUGAGUGGUAUUGGACCAGGCGAAGAACUCAAAAAACACGGCAUUGAUGUGGUUUAUGAUCUUCCAGGAGUUGGGGCUGAGCUGACUGAACAUCUCAGCGUUCCAGUUGCGUGGGAGACUUUGGCCCUAUAUGUUCGCUCUCGAUUGCUCAAUACAGAACAUACUGGAAUUAUCAGCACAAACAAGGACUCGUCCGAUCCUCUAGAUUUCAUCCCCGAUAUUGAACUUAUACCACUCUCAACAAGUGCAAUGGAUAACUUUGACGAGUCAGAGUUCAAGCUCAUAUUCUCCAAAACCCCCAUCUAUAGCGUCCUCGCCACGAUGUUGCAACCACAGUCCCGCGGGACGGUCCGCUUGACAUCUUCAAGUCCGCACGAUAAACCUCAAGUUGACUACGGAAUCCUGUCUAAUCCUGCAGAUUAUACCGUCGCACGAAGCGCUCGGCUUGAUGUGCAAAGCAACAGCACAGAAGAAUUAGACAAGUUCAUUCGAAAGAGAAUCAGAACUACUUUUCAUUAUGCAUCCACAUGUCGGAUGGUACCUGAGCAUGAUGCGACGGGCAAGGCGCCUGGUGUGGUGGAUGAUGAAUUGAGAGUUUAUGGCGUGAAAGGAUUGAGGGUGUGUGACACGAGCGUUUUCCCGAGAAUGGUAUCGGGACACUUGCAGGCUCCUGCUGUUAUGGUUGCUGAGAAGUGUGCAGAUUUGAUCAAGGCUGGCCAUCAAUGA